Molecule: messenger RNA, 780 nt
Organism: Symbiodinium sp. CCMP2592
Lineage: Eukaryota; Dinophyceae; Suessiales; Symbiodiniaceae
Source: the annotation of a GenBank genome assembly
AUGGAACAUCUUCAUUCACUGCUGUCGCUAACAGACAUGCAGAAGAAGUGGCAGCUAGUAAGUGGGCCUGUGUUGCUCCGUCCGACCCAUGCUGACCAAUACUUGGGUCAUGCUUGCAAAGCUCCGGGAAGGAUGUUGAAAAGCUUGCUUUUCUGUGGAAGCGGUCUGUUGACACUCCGCGACCACCGCCCACCUCCGGGUGACCGCCUCCGCCCUGAGGCCAAGAUCCUUGAGAACUUGGAGGAGAAGUGGAACGACAUCGACCGCAAGGCCAUCACCUAUGAGGUGAAGCACCAGGAGCUGGUGGAACUGACCUGCAUCGAGUCCAUUUUCCGACGGCUCGGCUGCACCUCCGAGGAUCUGCCUUGUGGUUGCGGCAGCGGCAUCUCAGAAGCCAACAUGAUGGUGUAUCUAGCGAUCAUCGAGCAGCGAACCAAUGAGCUGCUGAAGAUGUACGACUCCCUCAAGCAGGAGGAUGACGAGUACGAGAGCACGAGGCCAGCAAGAACUGGGCAGACCUCCACGAGCUUGCAGAUGAAGCUCCCGAGCACAGUAGAGGAUUACUCAGAUGAUGAAGAUGACGAAGACGAGGAUGACCAGAGGCCCUUCACACGGGACGAGCUCAAAACCAAAGCGAACAAGAACUACAACAAAAAGCAGAAGAAACCCAGGACCAAACUGCGUGACCAGAUCUUUGAGCCGUCAGGUAGUUUCACAUCAGACUGCAAGACGCACAGUGGCCUUGCUACCAGGAAAACUGGAGCACCAGCAGACAAGUAG